Penicillium longicatenatum is the source of this 1542-nucleotide messenger RNA. RefSeq lists its product as uncharacterized. The coding region runs from base 1 to 1542 and encodes 513 amino acids. The record is from RefSeq and is a predicted model, not a curated record. Lineage: Eukaryota; Fungi; Ascomycota; Eurotiomycetes; Eurotiales; Aspergillaceae. The transcript is spliced from 10 exons.
AUGGCGGCCCAACAUCCCCAAGGCUCCCUUGGAAAUAAUGUGGAUCUCCUGACAAUCGACGCCAAAGCGUUACAGGCACUUCUGAGCGCGGGCGAGGUCACAAGCCUGGGUCUUGUUAGGCAAUAUGUAGCUCAGAUAAACGAUCAUGAUGAGAAGCUUCAUGCCAUGAUUCGGAUAACCCCUAAUGACCUGCUUGAGGAGGCUGCCAAAUCACUGGAUCAAGAACGAGCUGCCGGAAAGACGCGCGGGCCUUUGCAUGGCAUCCCGAUCAUUAUCAAGGAUAACAUCGCUACUCACCCGAGCCUUGGUCUUCCCACCACCUGCGGAAGCCUUGCACUCUUAAGCUCGAAGCCCAAGAAAAAUGCUGAAAUCAUUGAUCAGAUCCUUGAUGCCGGUCUUAUUAUUCUUGGAAAGGCUAAUCUUGCUGAAUUCGCAAAUGCUAGGGGUUCAAACAUGCCCAAUGGUUGGUCCGCCGUGGGUGGCCAGACACAAUCAGCUUAUAUUCGUGAUGGAAUUGAUCCAGACGACUCACCGGAAGGCCACUCGAACCCCUCAGGAUCUUCCACAGGUUCCGCUGUGAGCGUCUCAGCUGGCUAUGCCCCGUUUGCCAUCGGAACAGAGACAGACGGGUCACUCGUGAGUCCUUCUGGUCGAGCCGCGCUGUACACCAUAAAACCCACGAUUGGACUGGUUUCCCAAGAUGGUAUUAUACCAAUCUCCAGCAACUUUGAUGCAGCCGGACCCAUGACAAAGUCAUCAUACGACUUGGCCGCUUUAUUGGAUGUUCUUGCUGGGAAGCCUGCCUCGGAGUCUUUCACAACGCACUUGACCUGCUCAUGGUCUGAUAUUUCCGUUGCGGCUCUCGACCCCAAUGCAUGGAAAAAUUCCGAGGAAGAUGUUAAGCCCGUUGAUGAUGCAGAGGCUCAGAUGACCCGUGAGAUCCGCCAAGCAUAUGAGGCGAUCAAACCAAAGGCAAAGAAAUUUGUCGAGAAUAUCGAUCUAGUAUCGCCGGAUACAUUCAGAAUCGACAGAGAGGGUAGCGAAUGGACAAUUAUUCAGGCGGAUAUGAAGCCUCAACUCAAUGCUUAUUUUGAAGGCCUUGCAGAGAGCGAGGUUCGAUCCCUCGCAGAGGUGAUUGCUUUUAACGAGAAGCACGCCGACUUGGAGCUCCCUCCGCAUCAUCCUAGACAAGACAACUUCAUCAAUGCCGAAAACCAAAAACUCACUACAGAAGAGUAUGAUCGACACCUAUCAUACUUGAGACACAUGGGAGGAGAGAAAGGCAUAGACUUGGCACUGAAAACAUAUGGCGUGGAUGUUAUACUGGGUCCCAUUGACAGUGGCCUCACAUCCUUGGCAACGGCUUCGGGUUACCCCCUCUGUGCAAUGCCGCUAUCAUACUUGGAUUACAAUGGCCGCCCAUUUGGAGUUGCAGCUAUCACAGGAAAGCACCAAGAGCAUCUCUUGGUUAAGGUCAUGAGUGCCUGGGAAGCUACGUUCCCUGCCCGAAAGCCUCCUCCACAACUCAUGAAGCUGAAGUGA